Raphanus sativus (radish) is the source of this 1408-nucleotide messenger RNA. RefSeq lists its product as uncharacterized. Gene Ontology annotation, biological process: sucrose metabolic process; chaperone-mediated protein complex assembly; protein folding. Gene Ontology annotation, molecular function: DNA binding; sucrose synthase activity; Hsp90 protein binding. The transcript has 9 exons. Lineage: Eukaryota; Viridiplantae; Streptophyta; Magnoliopsida; Brassicales; Brassicaceae. Bases 1 to 1119 code for a protein of 372 amino acids. The record is from RefSeq and is a predicted model, not a curated record. Gene Ontology annotation, cellular component: nucleus; cytosol.
AUGGCUGCAGCCGCGAUCGAGAAGCUCCCUCAGCUCAAAUCCGCCACCGAUGGACUUAAAGAGAUGAGAGACCCUCUAUCAUUACCCGCCAGACAUCACUCAUCAGGUUCGCAUCUCUGCUUUGUGCUGGAUUUGAGUAAGGAUUUGAUAGAUUCAUAUGGAUCUGAAUAUGGAUUUAUAGGCGAGCCCACAGAUGCCACACAGAUGCCAUGGAGGGCUGAGUACGCAAAGUCCUCGAGGUCUUCCUGCAAGUCUUGCAAGUCCCCCAUUAACAAGGAGACCUUUCGUCUUGGAAAGCUUGUUCAAGCUACUCAAUUUGCUGAUGUCAUACCUCUCCUUCCUGCUCUCCUUAACUUCCCCAUUUUAACUAUAUGUUGCUUUAGCUUUCAUGAAGUUUUUCAAGCUAACGUAUCCUCUGUACACUUUAAUCCUUCUCACGCAGAUGUGGCACCAUGCUUCUUAGAAUACGUCCGUGUGAAUGUCUACGAGCUGAGCGUAGAUCAUUUAACUGUUUCUGAGUAUCUUCGGUUCAAGGAAGAGCUCGUUAACGGCCAUCGUCAUCCUGAAGUGAAGUGGGCUGAGACCACUGACAAGAUCUUCCUCACUGUAGUAUUAGCUGAUUCCAAGGAGACCAAAUUUAAUCUAGACCCUGAAGGUGUCUUUGAUUUCUCUGCAAAAGCUGGUCCUGAAAACCACGUUUAUGAACUUAAACUCGAGCUUCACGGCAAAGUCAAUGUAGAGGAAAGCAAGAUUAACAUUGGAGUCAGAAGCAUCUUCUGCAUAAUAGAGAAAGCAGAGCCUGAGAGGUGGAAUAAGCUAGUCCGUGGAGGGAAAGCGCCGCACUAUGUCAAGAUUGAUUGGGACAAGUGGGUUGAUGAGGACGACGAAGGCACCGCUGGUGCUGGAGAUAUGGAUAUGGGAGGAAUGGGUGAAAUGGAUUUCUCGAACUUGGUGGUAUGGCCGGAAUUGAAGGACUUGGCGGCAUGGGAGGCAUGGGUGGUAUGGGUGGCAUGGGAGGGAUGGGUGGGAUGGAAGAGUUUGAAGACAGUGAUGAUGAAGAAUUUGCAAAACCAGGAGACAAGAAAGAUGAAGCCGUCAAGGAAGAAGCAAAACCAGUAGAUGUCAAGGAAGACAAAUGAAGAAGAUGCUGUUCGUUCGAGAGAUGAACUCAUUACUAUGUUUUGCUUUCAAGUUUAUUUAUUAGCUAAGGGUUAUUAUUAUUAGCUUUUUGAGUUUAUUAAACCCUCUGUUUUACUUCCUCUUUUCUAAAAUGUUUUACUUCUAUGUGUAUAUAUAGCAUUAAGUGGUUUCUUGAUAUUUUCUUUAGAACAUAUAUAAUCAAUGUUGUUUGUCAAUGUGAUGAUCUUGAAUGGUUUAAUGAUAAAGUUGUUUCGAAGCCGUGUGCUUA